This is a messenger RNA of Cataglyphis hispanica, 2139 nucleotides long. RefSeq lists its product as uncharacterized. The coding region runs from base 34 to 2139 and encodes 701 amino acids. Gene Ontology annotation, biological process: sensory perception of smell; detection of chemical stimulus involved in sensory perception of smell. The record is from RefSeq and is a predicted model, not a curated record. The transcript has 12 exons. Gene Ontology annotation, cellular component: plasma membrane. Gene Ontology annotation, molecular function: odorant binding; olfactory receptor activity. NCBI's taxonomy places the organism in Eukaryota, Metazoa, Arthropoda, Insecta, Hymenoptera, Formicidae.
AUCGACAAUCUGCAGUUCACUUUGCCGUUACUGAUGGCGAUAAUAAAGCUAGUCAUCAUACGAUGGAAGAAAACUGAUCUUAUACUGGUAUUAAAUAUGAUCGCCGACGAUUGGAUGAAAGCCAAAAGUGAGAAAGAACAGCGCGUGAUGAUAAGAUGCGCACAGAAUGCGCGAAUCAUCCUCAUUUUUGGAAACAGCUUCAUGAUUAUAGGAUUAAGUUUCGUCGUCUUUCUACCUUGCUUCGGAACAUCGCUGAGAUACAUAACAAACAUCACCGAUCCUGACAAGAUUUUGCCUCUACCAACGUAUUACAUUUAUGAUAAAGAUCAGACUCCGUACUAUGAACUCACAUUUAUUGCGCAAGUUCUGCUAAUGAUAAUGGCAGCUGCAUCUUAUACCGGUGUAGAUAAUCUGCUCGGAUUAUUGGUAUUUCACUUAUGUGGUCAGAUGGAAAAUUUGAAAGAACGAUUGAUCAACGUGAGGCAAAAUAGAACCUUUUCUGACGCUCUCAUGUUCAUCGUAGAAAAUCACAUACGUCUAAUCAAAUAUUUCGACAUUGUUGAAAGUACAUUCACUGUAAUGCUACUCGGAUUACUACUUUAUUUCGGCAUUCUAUUCUGUCUAUUCGGAUUUUUAAUUGUCAUCUUACUCACGGAAGGAAAUGAAAUAUCAAUGAUACGUUUGAUAUAUUUAAUAUCUAUAAUGUUAAACAUUAGCGGCCAUAUGUGCUUGUAUUGCGUAGUAGGCGAGAUUCUGGUAGCAAAAUGCGAAGGAAUAUAUUAUGCAGCAUAUAAUUGCGAAUGGUACACACUAGAGCCGGAAAAGGCAAGAACUUUGAUCCUGAUAAUGAUACGGGCCAACAAGCUACUUCAUAUUACAGCUGGCAAAAUGUUCCCUAUGACACUGUCGAUGUUUUGCAAUUUAGUAAAAACUUCAGGCGGCUAUGUAUCAGUUCUACUCGCCAGUCAAAAUUUUGAAUGGGCAAUUAAGCUGAAUCGCUUUGCACUCAACAUCCCCGGUUUAUGGCCAGGCGUUUACAAAAAUACCUGCGAUAGAUUUUUAUCAGAUUUGCGCACGACACUUUCCUUCCUCUUAUUUGUUUGCAUCGGUCUGAUUCCUACGCUACACUCGCUGGUGAGAACGUGGAAUGACAUGAUCGCGAAAAUCGAUAAUCUGCAAUGUACUUUGCCCUUACUGAUAACGAUAAUAAAGCUUGUAAUCAUACGAUGGAAGAAAACUGAUCUUACACUGGUGUUAAAAAUGACCGCUGACGAUUGGCUGAAGGAUAAGAGCGAGAAGGAAGAGCGCGUAAUGAUAAAAUACGCACAGAAUGCGCGAACCAUUCUCAUUUUUGGGUACUUCAUCAUGAUUGUAGGAUUAAUUUUCGUCAUCUUUCUACCUUGCUUCGGAACAUCGAUGAGAUACAUAACGAAUAUCACUGAUCCGGGCAGGAUCCUGCCGAUACAAACGUAUUAUUUGUAUGAUAAAGAUCAGACUCCAUAUUAUGAACUUACAUUCAUUGCGCAAGCUCUGCUAAUGAUAGUAGGAAUUAUAUCUUACACCGGCGUAGAUAAUCUGCUUGCAUUAUUGGUAUUCCACUUAUGUGGUCAAAUAGAAAAUUUGAGAGAGCGAUUGAUCAACAUAAGACAUAAAACUUUUUACAACGAUAUCGCUUUCAUCAUCAAGGAUCACAUACGUCUAAUCAAAUAUUUCGAUACUAUUGAGAAUACAUUUACUUUAUUGCUACUUGGAUUGCUGCUGUAUUUUGCCAUUUUAUUCUGUCUAUACGGAUUUUUAAUCGUUGUGGUACUCACGGAAGGAAAAGAAAUGUCAAUGAUUCGUUUGAUAUACCUACUAUCUGUAGUGUUAAACGUUGCCGGCCAUAUGUGCCUAUAUUGCGUAGUGGGCGAAAUUCUCGUAGCGAAAUGCGAAGGAGUAUAUUACGCAGCAUAUGAUUACGAAUGGUACAUGUUAGCGCCGGAAAGGGCGAAGAUUCUGAUCCUGAUAAUGAUACGGACCCACAAGCCUCUGCAUAUUACAGCUGGGAAAUUUUUUCCUAUGACACUAUCGAUGUUUUGCAACUUAGUAAAAACUUCAGGCGGGUAUGUAUCAGUUCUACUCGCGAGCCAAGGUUCAUAA